AUGGUUUCCAGUCUGCGCCCCCUCCUCACCUGUGCCCUACCGGGGCUCUUGGUGCUGCUGGCUGGCUGGUGGUAUUCCUGCAGGAAGAGAUCCAAGUCCCAUCAGGACAGGGACAUGAAGGAGUUCCAGCCUGGGGAGGGAGGAGGAGUCAACUCCCUCAGGCAGCCUGAUGAGGAUUUUUCCAUGCUGGAGUCCAUUCAAGGCUCAUCCAAAGUUCUGAAGAGACCAGAACCGGAAGGCCAGGUGACACCGGGAUGGAAAUCUGGCUCUUCUGCGGAGGGCUCUUGGAUUGAACUUGGACCAGGCAACUUUGUUCUGCAGCAGUCAGAGCAGCAACAUCUUUGUCUUGAGGUGGUGCCCCCAUCAGGCCACCCGGGGAACUUCGAGCCAGGUGAAGGUGUAUGUUGUACCAGUGAGGGGCCUCUGGUCCACAGUCGUGAAGGAGAUGCAGCAGGAGGUGAUACGCAGGACGUGCAAGAACAGGACCAGGAGAGGGGUGGUAGCAGGAAAUCGGGUAUGACACUACCUGCCCCCGUGGAGGUGGUCAGGGAGAUGGAGAACGAGACCCAGUGGUGCUGGCAGCAGAAGCAACUGUCUCAGGACCUAGUCCCAGGACUGAGGGGGUGUGUGGCUGGGGCCCCAUGCUGUCUCCAGCAGUGCCUGAAAAGUGCCCCAUGGUGGGGCAGGAUUCAGGCAGCAGUCCCCCUGUGUUCCCGCCCAGCCCCCCGAGACACAGACCUGGUAGAGUGGGAGGUGGCAGUGCCCAGGCAUCUCGUUGGCCGCCUGAUCGGGCAAAAAGGUCGAGCCGUCAGCUUCCUGAAACGGCGCUCUGGGGCAAAAAUCUAUGUGUUCCGAACUUCUCCAAGUCGGGAUGUUCAGAUCUGCCAUAUCGAAGGUUCCAGGGUGCAGGUUGACAGAGCCCUGAAGCUGAUUGGAGAGAAGUUUGCAGACCUGGACCUGACCAAUCAGAGUAAUGCUCUUGAUCCUGCCCUCACCCAGCCCACACUGGCCCCAAUAAGCUGGGUGGUGCUGCCAGAGGGUGUGGCCAUUGAGGUCAUCGUAGUGAAGGUGGUUUCUGCAGGUCACCUGUUCAUCCAGCAGCACACGCAUCCUUCCCAUCAUUCCUUGCGCAACCUCGAAGAGCGAAUGUACCUGUGCUACGCCCAGCGGGGGGUGCCAUACCUGCACCCCCACAUUCAGGCUGGGACCCUCUGUGCUGCCCCUGGGGUGGAGGGCUCCUGGAGGAGAGCACAGGUCUCUGCCCUUUGUGACGACCCCACCCAAGUGGAAGUCCGGUAUGUGGACUAUGGUGGCUACGAGAAGGUCAAGGUGGACACGCUUCGCCAGAUAAGGUCAGACUUCGUGGCCUUGCCGUUUCAAGGAGCGGAAGUGCUGCUGGAGAAUCUGGCCCCCCUACCAACAACAGACAGCUUCUCCACAGAGGCAGCCUUGUGGCUGGAGGAAAUUACGAGGGGGUUGACUCUUGUAGCACAGGUCACAAGGUACCACAGCAGUGGUCUUCCGCUGGUCCAGAUUUGGAAGAUUGGGAAUCAGCUGGUGUCUGUCAACCGAAUGUUGGCUGACGAAGGGUUCUGCUCCUGGGUGGAGAACGCCUAGCCUGUGGAUACCUCCAGGAUGUACCGAGGAGGUUCCCUGGACCACCACACCAGUGACGCCUGAUUUUCAGCUGCCCCCCCCCCCAGGAUUGUUCCUUAGGUGGUGCUGAACUUCUGAAUUCAGCUGUUGAGCAGAACAGCUUUUUUUUAUAGCCUGCUUGCAUAAAUAGUAAUGGGGUUUUAUAAUGAAGUAUUGACUCUCCUGCCCAGGGUCUAAAUGUGUCGGAUUAGAUUAUAUAAAUAAAGGUAUUUAAACCCUUGA
Molecule: messenger RNA, 1878 nt
Organism: Brienomyrus brachyistius
Lineage: Eukaryota; Metazoa; Chordata; Actinopteri; Osteoglossiformes; Mormyridae
Product: A-kinase anchor protein 1, mitochondrial-like
Exons: 9
Coding region: 1-1617 (538 amino acids)
Molecular function (GO): RNA binding
Source: RefSeq, a predicted model, not a curated record